[Candida] anglica is the source of this 927-nucleotide messenger RNA. The record is from the annotation of a GenBank genome assembly. NCBI's taxonomy places the organism in Eukaryota, Fungi, Ascomycota, Pichiomycetes, Serinales, Debaryomycetaceae.
AUGGUGGUGAAACGGAGGAAAUCAGGAGCUGUCCGUGAAUGGACUAUUGAAAAUGAAAUACUUUUAUUUAAUCUUAUAUGUGAACAUAAGCCAGCAGGCUCGAAGAAAGAUAAACAUAUGGAGGAAAUUGUUCAACAGAUGAACAAAGAUAAUUCAGAUCCAUUUACUGCACAAGAUAUAUGGCAGAAAUUGACAAAGUUCUACGAUAUUGAUCGGUUGAGCCAGCUUGAGGAUGAUGAGGAAGGUGACAGUGAAAGUGAUGGGAAGUCGAAGGCAGGUUCCGAUACUGACAAAGUGGGUAAUAAAGAUGAAGGUGAUAAUGAGGAUAGUCCUAGUGAUGAAACGCCUUCCCCUGAGGGGAAGACCAGAAACCUGAAAAAUACAAAGAGUAAUGAAGAAGAACAGGAAGAUGAUGAAGAUGAUGAUGAGGAAGAGGAUGAAGAUGAGGAUGAAGAUGGAGAUGAUGAAGAGGAUGAUGAAGAUGAAGACAAUAAGGAACAACGUGACGAUGAAGAUGAUAGUGAAGGAGAAAACGAAGAGGAAGAAGAGAGUACUCUGAGAACUAGACGCGGAUCUCGGAAACAAACUAAACCUAUUCCAAAGAAGAGAACAAGAUCCAAGGCAAAAUUAGAUGAAAUAGAACCACCAUCUAAAAGGAAACUGAAAACAGCUACUCCUCCUCCGCCUCCUUCUGUCAAUACAAGACGUAGAACUAGAUCGGAUGUUGCCCAUCAACAAGAAGAAUCCCAAGACGAUGCACAGACGACUGAUUCCACAGCAACUCCUCCAGAAGGGACAACCGCCACAUCUGGCACUACCACUACAAGGGCUGGCACCCGUAGAUCUACAAGAUCUGCAGCACCUACUCCGGUAAAGAAUUCUUCGCCAGCAACUACUCUGGUCAGAAGAAGCUCGCGUAAAAAGUAG